Messenger RNA from Erigeron canadensis, 2088 nucleotides. RefSeq names its product serine/threonine-protein kinase AtPK1/AtPK6-like. Gene Ontology annotation, molecular function: protein serine/threonine kinase activity; ATP binding. Lineage: Eukaryota; Viridiplantae; Streptophyta; Magnoliopsida; Asterales; Asteraceae. Gene Ontology annotation, biological process: protein phosphorylation. The transcript is spliced from 6 exons. The record is from RefSeq and is a predicted model, not a curated record. Bases 407 to 1819 code for a protein of 470 amino acids.
UUUUGAACUAACUGAACGUUGUAGCGGGCCUAAAGUGAUAUCCGGACAGGUUAUGAAACAUUUGAGGAGCACCAAGGGAUAUUCAUUGAUCCUAAUAUUUUGGGAAAGCUAAAAUCCCAUUUUUACUUCCAUCCUUCCGUUAGCCAUCAUCAAACACAUAUUCUCUCAAAGGUAACAAACACUUUCUCAGUUCUUUACUCAACAAAUUUAUAUACAUAUACUUACAUAGAUCUCUAUAUCUGUAUCAACUCUGUAAGUAAAUCGUUUAUAAAAAUGUAACCCCCAGGUCUUCCAUCUCCGCCCUGAACAAUCAUUUCUCGGCAGGUCUCACUUUUUCAAACUAACACUCACAGACACACAGACACACACACAUACAUACACAAAAGCUGUACGUAUAGUUUAUAAAAUGACAUCAACAGCUCAUCAUAAGAAAACCCUACACUCUAUGCUAGCAAGCAAACUUCACAGCUUAACAAUCCCACAAACAUCAUCAUCAUCAGCCACAGAUCAAGAUUUUGAUUUUGCUGACGUAUUUGGCCCAAAUUCAUCAUCAUCUUCAUCAAACCCUAAUAAUAAUUUAUAUAUAGGUGACCCACAAAUUAUCCACAAUAGGUCACACUCAUUUAUCGGCCCAUCCCCACGUUACACUCUCUCAAAGUCAUUAACUUUUCACCAAGAUUUUGACCCGGAAAGCUCCGGUGAAGACGACGAGGUGAUCGAUGUCGAAAAAGUUGAAAAAGAUGAGGGAUUUGAAGUUGAGGAUAAAAAGGGUGAAUUGGGGUCUAGUUGUCAUAAGAGAAUUGGGCCCGGGGAUUUCGAGAUUAUGAGGGUUAUUGGGAAAGGGUCAUUUGGGAAAGUGUUUCAGGUUAGAAGGAAGGAUAGGAGUGCACUUAACGGUGAGAUUGGAGACGGGAUAUUUGCGAUGAAAGUGAUGAGGAAGGAUACUAUUAUUAAGAAUAAUCAUGUGGAUUAUAUGAAAGCUGAAAGGGAUAUACUUACUAAAGUUGUUCAUCCGUUUGUUGUCCAGCUUCGUUAUUCGUUUCAGACCAAAACCAAGCUGUAUCUGAUUCUGGAUUUUAUUAAUGGAGGGCACCUUUUCUUUCACUUGUACCGGCAAGGGAUCUUCAGUGAGGAUCAAGCACGAGUGUAUACUGCUGAGAUUGUAUCUGCUGUUUCGCAUCUUCACGAGAGAGGGAUAGUGCAUCGAGAUCUUAAACCCGAAAACAUACUCAUGGACUCAGAUGGACAUAUUAUGCUAACUGAUUUUGGUCUGGCAAAGGAAAUUGACGAAUCAAGCAGAUCAAACUCAAUGUGUGGGACUACAGAAUACAUGGCUCCUGAAAUAUUGUUGGCUAAAGGCCACAACAAAAAUGCAGAUUGGUGGAGUGUUGGGAUCCUAUUGUAUGAAAUGCUAACUGGGAAGCCACCAUACACUCAUUCCAACAGAAAGAAACUCCAAGAAAAGAUCAUUAAUGAAAAACUGAAACUGCUACCACGCUUAACCGGGGAAGCUCACUCUUUGCUCAAAGGGUUGUUGCAAAAGGACCCCUCAUCAAGGUUAGGCAGUGGGCCCCGUGGCGGUGAUGAUAUUAAAGGUCAUAAAUGGUUUAGAACAAUUAACUGGAAGAAAUUGGAGUUGAGAGAGUUGCAACCAAAGUUCAAGCCAGAUGUGAGUGGUGAAGACUGCACAGAAAAUUUUGACAAGUGUUGGACUGCAAUGCCUUUAGACGAUUCACCAGCUCCUACACCAACUGCCGGUGAGCAUUUUCAUGGUUACACAUACGUGGCCCCUAACCCUUGGCUUUCAUCUCCUGAAUAAGACCUUGAAGAUGUGAAUCUGCAUCAAAUUUGUCAAUUUACCCACUCUUGAUUGGGAGUAUACACAUUUGUUCCAAAAAAAACGUGUAACAAUUUAAUUCUAUAACAUUUAUUAUGAUGCGAAGGAGAAGUCAUCCUUUUAUGCUAUUUUUGGUUUUACUUUUUGUAGGGAACCCAAUUCUAGUCAACAGUUUAUUCAGCUUUCAGUUUUCUUUGUACAACAGUUUAUGUAAACUCUACUAACUUUUUAGUAAUGUUUUUAUUCCUGUA